CAGCCAGGAAAAAAAAUACAAAAUAUAAAUGCCGAGCGAACUCUGUUUUGUUAGUUUUGCUCUUCUUCUCUUCCGUACGCGCUUUCUCUCUGCUUCUUCUUCCCCUUUCAAUAUAAUUCUCCUUCAGCCUCAGCUAGGGUUUUCCAUUUAAACUACCAGGAUGCCAGCUACGGCAGGAAGGGUUCGCAUGCCAGCGAACAACAGGGUGCACAGUAGUGCUGCCUUGCAAACCCAUGGUAUAUGGCAGAGUGCAAUUGGGUACGAUCCUUAUGCACCCAACAAGGACGAUGACAAGGGCCCUUCACACCUCAAGUCCUCAAAUUCUGAACCAGAGAGUGAGAACGCCUAUGCUAGCUUCCAGGGUCUUCUGGCUCUUGCCCGAAUAACCGGUUCCAAUGCCGAUGAGGCUCGUGGUGCUUGCAAGAGGUGUGGCCGUGUUGGGCACCUCAGUUUUCAAUGCAGGAACUUUUUGAGUGUUAAGGAAGAUAUUAGGAAGGAAGACCCUGAAGAUAUUCAGGCUGAUAUUUUGUCUGAGUUGGAUAAGUUGAAGGGGAAGUCUGGUAAGUUGAAAGGGAAAACAGUAGCUGAGAGCUCGGAGGAAGAGGAGGAUGAGGAGGAAGAGAGUUCAGAUUCAGAAGAUGACCCUGAGAUUGAGAGGAUUAUUGCUGAAAGAAAUGGGAAAAGGGUUAGAAAGGGGAGGUCACUAAAGAAUAAGAAGGUCUCAAGGGAUGAUGACGAUGAUGAUGACUUGGAUUCUGAUUCUGCAAAGGGGAAGAAGAGAGGAAGGUCGAAGAAGAGGAGGAGUCGUAAGAGAAAGAAUGAUGAGUCGGAUAGUUCCGAUGGGGAUAAGAUGAAGAGAAAGAAGGAGAAACGGAGGAAAAGAGAUGAAUCUUCAGAUGAGGAAGUUGAGCAUCGUCAUAGAAGGCAAAGGAAGAGUAGAAAGGAGAAGAGAAGGAGGAGAAGUCAUUGUUAUUCUGAUGAUUCUGAAUCUGACGAUACCAAUAGACACCAUAAGAGGAAGAGUAGGAGAGCGUCUACACUGCCUGAUUCUGAUGGAAGUGGCUCUGAUGAUUCACGACUUGGUAGGGGAAAGAAGCGUUCGGAGAAGAAGAGCCGGAAACGCCAUUAUGAAGAUGAUGAAUAAAUAGUCUGAAGAAGACAUGUAUUGAACUAUUUACUCUACCGAGUUUCUCUCAAAUUCAUGAAGUAUUUGACUUGAUAUUGUUGUGAGUUUUAUAAUGGUUAUUAUUCGCUCAGAGAUGUUAUGGCAUUACUCUGGUUGUUCUGCAUUAGGGAGUGAAUGGAUCCUUUAAUGUUUGCAGAUGAAAAGCUUGAUGAAGUACUGUCGAGUAUUGAGUUCUUGAUGGUUAUUUCAUUAUGCAACAAUGUACAUAUAUAAUCACUAUCUUGUUUCUGUUGAUUUUCCUUUUAAAGCUUGGAGAAAAUUUGAUAUUAGGUAUUGUGGAACAAUCAUAUAAUACUUAUUUUUAUUUAAUGGAUGAAAAAAGCCUGAACGGGUUUUAUGAUC
Ziziphus jujuba (common jujube) is the source of this 1528-nucleotide messenger RNA. RefSeq names its product CAX-interacting protein 4. NCBI's taxonomy places the organism in Eukaryota, Viridiplantae, Streptophyta, Magnoliopsida, Rosales, Rhamnaceae. The transcript is spliced from 2 exons. The record is from RefSeq and is a predicted model, not a curated record. Gene Ontology annotation, molecular function: nucleic acid binding; zinc ion binding. The coding region runs from base 161 to 1144 and encodes 327 amino acids.